AUGGACCAACGGGCAUUGUUUGUUAACUAUCGUUUUAAAGAGGAAACAAAGGCGCUUUGCUUGAGAAAUCAAUGGAUUCGAGGACAACAAACACUUCCCCAUACUAGUGGUGCUAUGAGUUUGACUAGAAGAAGGGCUUUGAUGAAGAAACAGGGAAAAGAAGUUGAUCGCGGCAAAGUGUGGACUGAGACUCAUAAGAGGAAAGAUGGGAGUUAUGUGAAUGAUCAAGCUAGGGAGAUUGGGGAAAGAAUUGAAGAAAUUCGAAGACAAAGACCAGAAACUCGGGCAGAAAUUUCACCGAAUGACGCGCUUGGUGUAGUCUUCGGUCCCGAGCACCCUGGCCGUGUUCGAGGCUUAUGGCAUGGGGUAGUAUUCAAGCAAACAUCAAGACGAGGUGGUGAUUCUUAUAUGGGCGCAGCUAGCACUAGUGCUCCACCUCCACAAUGGGUGCAAGAGAUGGCAAAUAUGAGAUCACAAUUAAAUGCGCUAACAAGCUUAUUUCAAAUGAAAAUAGGAAAUAUCUCUGAGGAGUUUGCUCACUUAUUUCCGACUCCUUCACAGAGGCACUUCAGCAAUCAACUAAGUACUUCAACAGCUGAUUUUGAUACAAAUGCCUUUGUUGAAACUGUGACAAAUGGAACUUGUUUAACAAUAGCAUUACUCAGGAUAAAAAUUUUGUCUGAAUAA
Molecule: messenger RNA, 687 nt
Organism: Nicotiana attenuata
Lineage: Eukaryota; Viridiplantae; Streptophyta; Magnoliopsida; Solanales; Solanaceae
Exons: 5
Coding region: 1-687 (228 amino acids)
Source: RefSeq, a predicted model, not a curated record